AUGACGGGCCACAUCACCCUCAGCGACAAGUACGCCAGCCUCCCAUCGGCUUCAAGCACCGCUGCAAACACCCCAGCCGCGACCGAAGACCGCCCCUUCAUCUUUCCCUCGGCUCUCUCGCGUCACACCAGCAGGCUCUCUGAGAGAACUGUCGACGAUGAGAAGGCGAAGGAGGAGAAGGACCUCGAGUCUGGCCAACAGACCCCUGCGGAGCAGUACCUUCCCAGCGUAGACUAUGUCGCCCCUGAGAAGGUCGAGAUGUCGACGCGCAAGGCAGUUUUGCUUGGAGCCGUCAUGAUGUCCACCACGUUCGUUGCUUCUGCUACCUUGUCUUCCUCUCUUCUCUGUAUCCCCAGCACAGCUGCUGAUCUCGGCGUCACUGAGCUUCAAGCUCAAUGGGUGUCUUCGGCAUACUCUCUUGCAAACGGUGUAGGUCUCCUGGUGAGCGGCCGUUUGGCCGACAUCUAUGGAAGAAAGAUGCUUUUCCUUCUGGGCAUGGCUGCCUUUCUGGUCAUGAAUGUCAUCUCUGGCGUGAUCAGAAGCUACAUCGGUGUUUGUGUUCUCCGCGCUCUUGCUGGUCUUUCCAUCUCCAUUUCCCUUCCGGCUGCUUUCGGUAUCCUGGGUGUCAACUUUACUACCGAACCCAGGAGGACGAUUGGCUUUGCUGCUCUCGCUCUUGGCUACCCUGUGGCUGCUGCCGUCGGCCUCGUCAUUGGAGGUGCCAUCUCUGGGGUCAGCAGCCGAGGAUGGCAAUACGUCUUUUUCGUUGACGCCGGGCUUGCGCUUCCGUCAUUGAUCGGUGGUGUCUUCCUCAUCCCCGCCGAACCUGCCAGGAGAAGCAGUGUCGCCAAUCGCAAGGUCGACUGGGUCGGCGCCUUCCUUGUGACUGCCGGUUUGAGCCUUUUCAGUUUCGCGUUGACCCAGAGUGGUGUCGCUGUCAAGGGCUGGUCUGAUCCCUACAUCCCCGUGGUGCUCGUCAUUGGCCUCGUCCUUAUCGUCGUCUAUGGCUUCUGGGAGCACUGGCUCGCCAACAACUCCACCACUCCACCUCUCACCCACCUCUCUAUCUUCACCCGCCAAAACUGGAAAGUAACGGCCAUCCUCAUCGUCGCCUUUUUCGCCUACAUCCCCAUCUCUGGCUGGCUUUACCUGACCACCAUCUGGUUCCAAAACUUCAAGAACGACACGCCUAUCAUGAAUGCCGUGCAUAUCAUUCCCGCCCCGAUCUUUGGCGUGGGAGCGUGUGUGCUAGUGCCGUUGCUGGCGCCAAGGGUGAGGGCACCGGUGCUUCUUAUGAUGGGUAGUAUCUCGACGGGUAUCGCCACUGUGCUUUUUGCGGUCACGCAGGACUCGACUAUCUGGUGGUCUACCCCAUUCUUGUCUACCGUCUUUGACCCUCCCGGAGCAGACCUUACCGUCGGCAUCGGAAGUGUCCUCAUGUCCAACCUCGUCGACGAAGACGAACAAUCCCUCGCCGGUGCCCUCUUCCAAACAUCCCUUCAAAUCGCCAGUACAGUCGGCAUCACCGUCGCCUCGCUCACCCAAUCCGAGAUUGCCGAGAAGCACGGCUUGCUCAAGGGGCUGCAAGACUCGUUCUGGUUGAUGAGCGGGUUCUGCUGGUUGAGUGCGAUCUUGGCGAUUGUGACGUUGAGGGGAGUCGGACUGGCGAAGGAUGUGGGAAAGAAGGAGUAA
This is a messenger RNA of Cryptococcus amylolentus CBS 6039, 1692 nucleotides long. RefSeq lists its product as hypothetical. The transcript is spliced from 7 exons. Bases 1 to 1692 code for a protein of 563 amino acids. NCBI's taxonomy places the organism in Eukaryota, Fungi, Basidiomycota, Tremellomycetes, Tremellales, Cryptococcaceae. Gene Ontology annotation, cellular component: membrane. Gene Ontology annotation, molecular function: transmembrane transporter activity. The record is from RefSeq and is a predicted model, not a curated record. Gene Ontology annotation, biological process: transmembrane transport.